UAAAAAUUUACAUCGGUAACCUUCCGGAACGAGCAAGACCGGAAGAUAUCAAAGAUUGCUUUUUGAAGUUUGGCACCGUAGUUAACAUGGAACUCAAAGGAAACUACGGAUUCAUUGAAUAUGAAGAACGUCGCAUGUGCGAUGAAGCAAUUAGUCAUCUUCAUGGAUCCGACUUUCAGGGGUCUCAGCUUCGUGUUGAGUUUGCUCACGCCGAAAAGAACGGAAACUUUAAUAAAUUCAGAGAAGCAAAAUCCAGUGAUACAUGUUUUAAAUGCGGUCAAGUCGGUCAUUGGGCACGAGAAUGUACUAGCGCCCCUCGCGAGCUUGUUUCUCGUAAACCAGGUGGUCGAUACGAUGAUCGUCGAAUAGACAGCUAUGUUAGGGAACCAUACAAUGCUAGAGAAAACCGAGAAAAAUACGAUAGAGAUGAAAGGUAUCCAAUUCCACCACCUAUUGAACGUGGAGGAUAUGAUCGACCAUACGAUCGUUAUGGUAGAGAACCUCCAGAGAUGGAAUAUCGAAGAGAAUAUCGCUCCUAUGACAGACCUUAUGAGAGAGAGAGAGAUAGACCUUACGAACGAGGCUAUCCUGAUCGUGAUUACGAGCGUUAUAAUAGAGACAAUUACGAUCGUAAUUAUUAUCCUCCUCCACGAGAUGGUUACGAGCGAGAUGGCUAUGAACGGCGACAAUUGCCACCACCUGAUGUACCAUAUCCUCCUAGAGGCCGAACAGGAUCUCCACUACCACGCCGUGGAAGUUAUGAUAGGGGAUUAAGAGAUGCACCAAUACAACCUGUUUAUCGUGGUCGUUCUCCACCACCACAUUCCCGUUAUGCUGAUCCAAUGAUGGGACCACACCCGAUUAGACCACCAUCUCCUCGCACUGGAAUGUUCAGGCGUCGUUCUAUGAGUCCUAGAGGUGGUAGAGUUCAACCUAUACCCUAUUCAGGGAGACAACAGCGAACACCUAGUCCUGGAGCUAAACCAUUACCUCCAAGGCGAGGACCAAGAACACCAAAUUAG
Dentiscutata heterogama is the source of this 1022-nucleotide messenger RNA. NCBI's taxonomy places the organism in Eukaryota, Fungi, Glomeromycota, Glomeromycetes, Diversisporales, Gigasporaceae. The record is from the annotation of a GenBank genome assembly.